CGUCACUGCUGCCUCCACAACUGAGUCGUGCGGGCCAACCCCGGAUUGCCACGAAAGGGAAAGGGUGCCACCUUUGUGCACCCUGAAUGUAUGCAGAGCUCCCUCGAGACGGGGCGACUGACGGGGCAAAGCGCUCCAAAGAGGGGUCGAGCUUUGCAAAUUGUUUUGAAUUCGAGCAUGCAGAUAGGCUAGGCCUUGGCGGAAGAAACCCCGAGCGGAUGUGUGCCUGGCUGUAACUAUAACUAGCCGUCGUCUACCCCGGAGGCUGGAUGCUGGCUUUGCUGCUGCUGCUUCCAACUCGGUUUGUGAUUUACAUAACCCGCCGUUGACCAGCCGCAUCCUGGUCUUCUCUGCUUCUUUUUCUUCCAGAUACUCUCCUCCCCGUCCUCCUCCCCACGGAGCCCCUCAGACUAUCACGUACAUACAAACCUUCACGAUGGCUCCUGCACGCAACGAAGACCAACCCGACCCGUCCGCCUCGUCGACAGCACCCGCCCUGCGAGCCGCCCAACUCGAGGCUGUCGCCGCCGCGAAGUCGUCCGCAGCAGCCGCCAGCGACUCGGUGCUGACCGCCAAAGACCGCGCCGAGAUCGCCUUUACGGACAAGUACUCGUCGCCGGACGUGUACGUCGACGCCAAGAAGGACACGCUGUGGCACCCGUGGGUCGGCACGCUGGAGCUGCGGCCGCUGCGGUUCGAGACGCGCUCGGGCACGUUUGUGAUUGGGCUGCGGACGCCGGUGGACGCCUGGCUGGGGAAGCACCGGCACCGGGGCACGGUGACGGCGGUGACGGCUGCGGGUCACUGGGGGUAUAAGGAGUACGACUGGAUCGCCGGACCGGGCGACUACGUGGUCGAGAACCCGGGCACGAUCCACACGCUGUUCAUGGGGGCCGGGUCGGAGGUGGUGUUCACGGUGACGGGGAGCCUCGAGUUCUUCAACGACGACGACAGCCUGCGGGAGACGAUGGACGUGUUUAGCUUUGCCAAGAUGUACCACGACCACUGCACCGAGCUGGGCGUGGAACCGAAUCAGAAGCUGUGGUACUGAAGAGAGGGGGGGCGCUAUACCCUGGCGUGGAGAAUAUUCUAAAAAUCAUGUUCUUGUUCAAAAGACUUGGAGAGGACGCGAGACUGUGCAAUGUGUGUGUUCUUGGAGGUGCGGGAGAGAGCGAGCCGUGAAUGCAGCUCCAGCCCGUCUCUGCCAUCCACGGCCGUGCAGGAGCAAGAGAGAGCCAC
This is a messenger RNA of Microdochium trichocladiopsis, 1239 nucleotides long. RefSeq lists its product as uncharacterized. NCBI's taxonomy places the organism in Eukaryota, Fungi, Ascomycota, Sordariomycetes, Xylariales, Microdochiaceae. Bases 437 to 1051 code for a protein of 204 amino acids. The transcript is spliced from 2 exons. The record is from RefSeq and is a predicted model, not a curated record.